This is a messenger RNA of Hydatigera taeniaeformis, 288 nucleotides long. Lineage: Eukaryota; Metazoa; Platyhelminthes; Cestoda; Cyclophyllidea; Taeniidae. The record is from the annotation of a GenBank genome assembly.
AUGAUUCCAGUGUCAUGGAAGUUGUUUGCCGACACCGACGAGUUUGUAUUGGCAUCAGUCGUGGGCCGCAACUUAUAUGCUGAUCGUGCCGGUUUGGACAGUGGCCUGACGAUAGGAAUUGGCACCGAAACUCCGAUUUGUCCAUCCGUGGCCAAUGAAGACAAUUCCGAUUGGCCUAUGCGAGAUUGUCCCAUACCCUACGCAAACGGCGUCAACAGUCUCUUCUUCAAUGAGACCUUCUCCUCUGCUCCAUCACUCGCCAACUCCUCACCUUCGAAGAGGCCGUAG